AUGUCAUAUAUCAAUGGCGUAAACUACUGUUUUCCUUCUUCUACUCUUGAAAUCCAAGACGCGAUUCAGCGCCUAGGAGUCGCGACGUCCAACAAUGUCUACGACAAGAUUGCGGUCUUCUCGACCUACUGGGGUUCCGACGAUACUGGUGCAGAUAAAGAUAGCUCUCUUUUCAUCGAGACCAUUCAGAAGCUCCAUAACGUGGACGCGUACAAGUAUAUCUUAUCGCAAGAACACACCAACAUGAAACUAGCCCGAGAUAUGUGUAACGCAUUACCUUCUGGAAAUCAGAGUCGCAAGCUUUUCAUCUUCCACUACGCGGGCCACAGCAUUGCUAAUACCGGCGUCCUCGUCCCUACGAUGAAUCAGAAGCAUGGCACAGGGCCAGAAAUCAACCUAACGAGUGUUGUUCAAGAUUUGAAGACGGAGGCUUCAGCUCAAUCCUGGCUGGACGUUCUUUUCAUCGUGGAUUCGUGCUGUAGCGUCAAUUGUAUAGAGGGCGACAAGGCCAAGGGUGCAAGGGUAGAGUUCGUCGUUGCCAGCUGUGUGCAGUUUUUGAACUCGAGAACGGCCUCGGAUGCCAGUGGUCGGACUUUCACGCAAUGCUGGUGUGCGGCCUUUAACAAGCUCUUGGACACUGGAAGACCGUUCGUUUCGAAGGAUAUCACGAACAAUAUCAAUCCUGAUCACUACCAUUUGUCGUUCCCUGCCUUGCGUGUUCUUCGUGAAGGAUUGGAUCUGCCAAUCGCAUUUUCCUCACAUAACAACACGGUUCAAGCGUCUUUGCCGUCUUACCCGAUGGUCGUGACGGUUUUUUAUAUCAAAGAACACCCUGAUUCCCCCUCUGUCAAGCAGUUGAUCGAAUACCUCGAUAACGAGCCGGUUCCGAUUACGGUUUUAGGAACGGUGCCCGUACAAUUCAGCUAUUUAACGGGCACGUUGCUUUUGCUUUCCAUGCCGGGGCUGUUGCAAGAGUUGUUGACGGGCUCUCGAGUCGCUAUCAUGAUAGAAGAUGAAGAAAUGCCAGAUUGUCCUAUUGACGAAGAUGAGUACUAG
Molecule: messenger RNA, 1056 nt
Organism: Laccaria bicolor S238N-H82
Lineage: Eukaryota; Fungi; Basidiomycota; Agaricomycetes; Agaricales; Hydnangiaceae
Exons: 2
Coding region: 1-1056 (351 amino acids)
Source: RefSeq, a predicted model, not a curated record